This is a messenger RNA of Triplophysa rosa, 3475 nucleotides long. RefSeq names its product WW domain binding protein 1-like a (gene wbp1la). NCBI's taxonomy places the organism in Eukaryota, Metazoa, Chordata, Actinopteri, Cypriniformes, Nemacheilidae. The record is from RefSeq and is a predicted model, not a curated record. The transcript is spliced from 4 exons. The coding region runs from base 68 to 1201 and encodes 377 amino acids.
ACAUUCAGUGUUUGUGAGCGAGUUGAAGGAAAGAGACGCAAGUAAAGCUAGCUCGCAGGCUAGCUUAAUGUCCUGCCGUCUCGCAGAUGUGUCGAAAGUCACAGGAAUGGGCGGAAUGUGGGGGGUCCAAUACAUCAGAUUGGGAAUGGGGUUGUUUAUAAGUAACGCAGUUAUUGGACCGGUCGGUUCGGUGUCAGCGGAAGCAGCGUUGACCGAGAACCGGCUGCUGUGUAUCGGGGUGAACAACCAGAGCUAUUACUGCAAUUCAGGCUACUGCUGUGAAGAGUCUCAGUGCUGCAACAAUUUCUAUGAGGUUUGGUGGUUUUGGUUGGUCCUGACGCUCAUCGUCAUUCUGGCCUGCUGCUGCGUGUGUCACCACCGUAGAGCCAAACACAGACUACAGCAGCAACAACGGCAGCAUGAGAUCAACCUCAUCGCUUACAGAGAAGCCCAUAACUACACCUCCGUACCAUUCUACUUCAGGUUUCUGCCUGGCUACCUUUUACCACCGUACGAGGAAGUAGAGAACAGACCUCCGACCCCCCCGCCUCCAUACAGUGCCUCUCAGCCAGGCCAGUCCACCAGCACUGACCCUCUGUGUUCUGAUCCACCGAAUGAGCUCUGUUCUCCUCUGCAGUCCAGCCCUGUUGCCUCUGCAUCAGAGAACUCUUCCCCAAGACCCGGCAUGGAGCAGACACAUUCUCCCACCACGCACCGCCCUACCAGAAACACCCACAAACCAUACCUCAAUCUAGAAGAGGACGGGCAACUCCAGCAGGUUGCGUGUGCCACCUCACACAGCCUUGUAAAACAGGGUGGCAGCAGUGAGGAUCUGACAAAACCUGGAGAUCAAAGUUUGGACUGUUCUCCUGACAGCAAAGACAAGACUCCAGGGCGCCACAGGCGCUUCACAGGUGACUCUGGGAUUGAGGUAUGCGUGUGUAGUCAAGGGCCUGGAGACGAAGAGGAGAUGAAGGAGCUGGUAGGUCACAUAGACGGAGAGAUGCUUGAGGAGCAGGACUUCUGUGAUAGCUGUAACCCUCGCUGCAUUGGGCCUGGGGAUGAGGAGCAGGUUCCGGCCACGUCCGACGGGGCUCUGGAGCACAGAGAGAGUCAGCGGCCUCCCGUCAGCCUCCAUCUGCACACCAUCAACGAACAGGAGGGUCCACAUCAAGGCAACAAUAUGGAUCCGCAGAGUUGAGCACAAGCUGUUCCAGCAAAGACUCGCUUUAGACUCGUUUUUCCCUUUACUUUGUCAGUUUGUACUGUCAACAAUGUCACUGAGUAAACUGUGUGUGUGACGGUUUUAAGAGGGUGAAAAUGUGCGACUUCUACGGUUUGUAUGGAUUAUUUGUAUAAUCUUGUAAGGACAUUAAUAGGCGUGUUGCCUCGAGAGAGGUCAUGAUCAAAGCCACAGGGGAAAUUUUGUUCCUCGGUUUAUAGCCUUGCCGGGUUGAUCCACAGCUCACAAUGGUUUUGGAGGGCUGAUUUCCUCCCACGAAGAUAAAGAUAAGAGGUCAGGGUAUAUUGAUCUGUGGUUGUUUUGGUCACAUUCUUACCUUUAAUAUCGUUUUUAAAAUACUGCCCAUCUCAUAGGAGCAAGAUUACACCAUGUAAGAAAAAAGGGUAAAGACUGCCAUGGCAUACCAAAGAGCAGUCUACUAAAACUUCAGAACUUUAAUAGUUUGUUCUUAAAGGUCUUGUUUAUUUUUUUCUAAAUGUAUGAUCAGGAUUGUCAAUGCAUGAUGUUAUUCAGAAAUGAAGGAAAGGAAUAGUCUCAUUUUUUUUUGCUGGGUAUGGAUGUUUGCUUUUGCCUUGUUAUUGUAUUACGUGGUCUCAACUUUAUCUGAAAAGAUACCAUGUUUUGCAUGAUUAUUUGCAAACGGAAUAGAUCCACAAGCAGAAAUCCACAGUUGUCAAAUACCACAUGCUGUGAAGUUUAUUAUGCAAAGACUCGUUAACUUUAAUGAAGGCUGAAAAUAUAUUUGUACAUAGACCUAGCUUGUUUAUUAACAAUAGGUGCCUUUGUUGAUUUCCAGUAGUUCAUAUGCCUUAAAAAGUACAAUUGUGUGUGUGGUCAGAUUUUUGCAUAGAUUAAUCAAGGACCAAUGAUGAGUAAACAGUUUUGAUCAAUGGUAACUUCUUGUUUGAGAGGAUCACUUGAUAAGCCUUCCAUCGAAACAUAUCAUUUAUGUUUUGCCUUAAUUUAAUUUCUUGAUUCUAGUGCAAGUUGUUUUUGUAUCUUAACACUGUAAGGGAACUCUUGCACCACUAAUAGUAAGGUGAGUUAUGUAUAGACUAAUACAUAGAAUAAGCUUUUAAUGUGUUUAUUGUAGCAGAUCAGGUUAUGUUAGUAUUUUUUACAGCGGUAACACUUAACAAUGAGUUGCUAUUUGUUAACAUUAGUAAAUGCAUUAGCUAACAAUUAACUAUUUCGUUUUUCAGUAUUUAUUAAUCGCUGUUAAUGUUAGUUCAUGUCAAUAUUUUGUUUGAAAAUGUUUGAUUUUCAAACAAUGUUUGAUUUUAAUACUGUAUUAAUAAAUGCUGAAAUUAACAUGAAGUAACUUUGAUAAAUGCUGUAUUUGUGUUGUUCAUUGUUAGCCAAUGCAUUUACUAUGGUCAACAAAUAGCACCUUAUUGUGAAGUGUUACCAUUAGCACUUAUGUUUGGUUAAUAAUGAGAUGGACUGUGUUUCUUUGUGUGGCAGUGAGACUGCCUUAAGCUGCUCCACUGCAUUCCUCACACUGUCCGUGUGUUUGGAUUAGCAGUUAGUUUUCCUGCGAUGUCUCAAGAGCUAAAUGUAAAUGGGGGGGGGGCUAAUUUUCUUUAAAACACACAGCAGUUAAAUUUGGUUCCUACUGCGUUGGCUGGAAAUACUGGUUCUGGAGGUGGAUUCCAACAUAGACUCUGUGCCUUUGGAAAAUUUAUGUAGCAGUAUUGUCGGACUAACCCCUACAUAGAGAAAGUGUGGACCUUGAAUCAUUUGGACCGGUAAUUACAUCAUAAAUGCAUUUAUUGUAAUACUGAUUUCUUUGGCCAAAGAUUGAAGCCAUCUGUUCCAGCAUGGUGCUCAUGUAGUCUAUUCUCUAGCUCUCUCUAGAUCCCAAUUGUUUUCUUUACUGUUUGAGACCAAAGUUGUUUAAAAGUGGAAAUCUGAGUCACAGUUUGGGUUAGCUUGCUGUAAACAAGUUGUUUGAUUGUCAUUGCACUGUUUUGACACUGAUGCAGUGUGAUUGUGUGAUUUAAGGUGAUGAAGGCUUUGCAAGCCAAUUGCUAUCAUUUCUUAAGCUUUGAUUUUAAGCCUGGUACUACGUUUUAGUUUUGUAUCUGUAGUCACUUUCUUUUUCUAUAUAAAACUGUAUUUUCUGCAUUUUAUAAAGACUCAACCAAAACAUGAUUAUGUUCCAUAUGGAUUAAAAAAUCUUGUAAUUUAAAAAGUCAAUAAAUUAGUUCUGUUACUUAUUCUCAUCCAAAA